UGGUAGGACUGGGACAUUUGAGUGACUUUAUCAUUCCAAGUAUUUCAAAUGUAUUUCUUGAUUUGACAAUGUUUCAGAUAAUAUUUUUAUUUUACAUUUGAAAAAUCUAUAUAUGUAGGUAGAAUUUCUCCAGCCUGUAGGAAAAUAAUAAUAAGGCUGUAUUAUAGUAAUAAUUCAGAGUUUAUUAGCAUUGACUGUACUUACGUGCAUAUUCAAGCUCCGCUAAAAGUCACAAUCAGUCAUUUUCAACUGAUACCCAGCAGGGCUAGUUUUUCCUUAAUGAUUAUCUUCACAUUUGGUUUUGGCAUUUUGGCCCUUUUCUUUUAUGUACGUUUUAGGAUUUGCUUGAUAAACUGUCGUUGGCAUCAAGACAGAGAAAUAGAUCAAUGGAACAGAACAGAGUCCAGAAAUAGAUCCAUCAACAUAUGGACAACUGAUUUUUUACAAAGGCGCAAAAGCAAGUCAGUGGAGAAAUGAUAGUCUUUUCAACAUAUGUUGCCAGAAAAAUUCAGUAUCUAUGUGCCAAAAAAUAAAUGGUAAACCAUACCUCACACCAUAUACAAUAUAGAUCAUAACAGAGCAUACAGAUCAAAAUCAUAAACCUAAGUGUAAAACCCCAAACUAUAAAAUUUUCAGAGGAAACCAUAAGAGAAAAUCUUUUGAUCUUGUGUUAAGAAGGGAUGUUUUAGAAAUGAUACCAAAAGUGCAAUCCAUAAAAGAACAAAUUGAUAAACUGGACUUCAUCAAGUAUAUACAUAUGCCAGCAUUUAUCAAAUUGUGUACUUUAAAUAUAUACAUUUUGUUGUAUGGCAGUUAUCCCUCAAUACAUCUGCUUAAAAAAAAGGAAAAUGUAUUCUGUCGUCUAAGAAUUUCAGAACUGUUGUAUAACCUCUGAAGAUAUCCUUUCUCAGUAGUAGUUAGUGACCAUUUCAAUUAAGAAGUUCUUACGUGUAUUUCACGUACAUCUCUUUAGUUAUACUGUAAACAUUUUCUGUAUUUUCCUUUUUCUAUUGUGGUAAAAUUAUAAAUAACACAACAUCUGCCAAUUUAACACUGUUCACACAUACAAUUCAGUGACACUAAUUAAAAAGAUAUUAGCAACUAACUCACCUUGCUCGACUCAUAGCAACACUAUAGCACAGAGGAGAACUACCCCAUAGGGUUUCCAAGGAGCAGCUGGUGGAUUUGAACUGCUGACCUCUUGGUUAGCAGCCAAGCUCUUUACCACUGUGCCACCAGGGUUCCAAUUAAGAAGAUAUUAAGAACUAACUCAGCUUGCUUUAUAUUUGAAUGUAGAAUUCAUUUAUGGUGGUGUUAAGUGGUAUGUGUCGGAUUUCUUAUAGACUGAUCCCAAAGUCACGAGAUGGAGAGUAAAUACAAGGAAAUCUUUUUGUUAAUUGGACUGGAUAACAUCACUGAUGGUGAGUUCCAUAGGUUUAAGUUCUUUCUUCCAGAUGAGUUGAAGAUGUCCACAGGCAAGCUAGAAAAGGCAAAUAGGGCUGAGGUAGCUAACUUGGAUUCAAAAGGCUGGCAUAGUCUCUGCUGUGAUGAAGAUUAUAUCUUGAAGUUGAAUUAUAUGCAUGUGGCGAAAAGUCUGCAGGAAGAGAAGGAAAAAGGUAACAUGGAAAUAUUCUCUCCUUUCAGUCACUUUGCUAUCUAA
Trichechus manatus latirostris (Florida manatee) is the source of this 1660-nucleotide messenger RNA. It is a transcript of the gene PYDC5, whose product is annotated as pyrin domain containing 5. NCBI's taxonomy places the organism in Eukaryota, Metazoa, Chordata, Mammalia, Sirenia, Trichechidae. Gene Ontology annotation, molecular function: double-stranded DNA binding. The record is from RefSeq and is a predicted model, not a curated record. Gene Ontology annotation, cellular component: AIM2 inflammasome complex; nucleoplasm; cytosol. Gene Ontology annotation, biological process: cellular response to interferon-beta; activation of innate immune response.